AUGAUGCCAUCAUUAAUCAACACCGCACCAAAACUGCCACCUAAUCUGUAUCGUCCUAACUCGUGGAUGGAUCCGACAAUGCAACCAUUUUUCUAUUACAAUUUAGCCCUUAAUGAUCCAAAUCACAAACGAAAAAACGCAACACGCGAAACAACGGCGACACUUAAAGCAUGGCUUUAUGAACAUCGAAAAAAUCCGUAUCCAACCAAGAAUGAGAAAAUGGUCUUAGCCAUGGUAACAAAAAUGACAUUGACACAAGUGUCAACGUGGUUCGCUAACGCACGGCGACGUUUGAAAAAAGAAAACAAACUACAUCGAACAACGAAUAAUAGUAAAAGUGAAGAAGAAGAAGAAGACGAUGACGACGAUUGUGACGAUGAUGAUGUCGAUGAUGAUGAAAAUGAGAAUGAAAAUGACUCUCAUGUUGCUAUCAAUCAAGAACAAACAGUAAAACCAGCAAGUUCGAGUAAUUCAAAACGCAAACGUGAUGACGAUGACGAUGAUAAUCAAACUAGUUCAUUUAAACCACCACCAACAAGCCGUCCGAAGAUUUGGUCGCUUGUCGAUGUUGUUCAAUCGAAUGAAACUAAACGCACAAACCCAUCUUCAACAUCAUCCUCAUCGUCUUCAUCAUCAUCAUCAUCAACAACAACAACAGCAGCAGCACACAUCAUUCAUCCAUACAUAACACCUUCGAUACCAUAUUUAUUGUAUCCUCCACAAUCGACAAGUUCGCCAUCACAUUCCUCGGAUCAUUCGAGAAAUUCUUUGUCAUCUCCAAAUUCCUCAUCAACUAGUUGUUCACCGACGAAAUAG
Messenger RNA from Adineta ricciae, 816 nucleotides. Lineage: Eukaryota; Metazoa; Rotifera; Eurotatoria; Adinetida; Adinetidae. The record is from the annotation of a GenBank genome assembly.